AAUUUUUAAAAUUCGAUUUAUUACAGUUUUGCAUCUGUGAAUAAGUUUCCUGCUCCGAUCUUAACGUUUGAAAGUGAAAGUAAUAAAAAAUGGCUUGGGUUGGAAGAAAAUACAAACUUGACUCAUCAGAGAACUUCGAUGAAUACAUGAAAGAGUUAGGAGUCGGACUUGUUCUUCGAAAAGUGGGCUUGUCCGUUCAUCCUACAUGUUACUUGGAACAACGUGGUGACGUAUUCCACUAUUUCAACGAAUCAACAUUCAAAAACUUCGAACUCACAUUCAAACUUGGCGAAGAGAAGGAACAGGAAACCGCCGACGGUCGCAAAGUUUUGACCACAUUCACAUUGGAUGGAAACACCCUCACCCAAGUUGAGAAAUGCCAGAAAAAUUCAGUCAUUGUCCGUGUAUUUUCCGAAACAGAAAUGGUUGCAACAUCAACCUAUGGAGAUGUCACCGCUACGCGUACAUACAAGGCAGUUUAAAAUGAGAACGAGUGACGAAAAUGCAUAGAAAGCUUGAAAAAUCAAAUGUGAUUACCGUGUAAUAAAGAUGGAUGGAAGGGAGAGAAGAGA
Messenger RNA from Bradysia coprophila, 572 nucleotides. RefSeq names its product fatty acid-binding protein, muscle-like. Lineage: Eukaryota; Metazoa; Arthropoda; Insecta; Diptera; Sciaridae. The record is from RefSeq and is a predicted model, not a curated record. Gene Ontology annotation, molecular function: lipid binding.